This is a messenger RNA of Cololabis saira (Pacific saury), 986 nucleotides long. Its product is annotated as gamma-aminobutyric acid type B receptor subunit 2-like. Bases 6 to 986 code for a protein of 326 amino acids. The record is from RefSeq and is a predicted model, not a curated record. Gene Ontology annotation, molecular function: G protein-coupled GABA receptor activity. Gene Ontology annotation, cellular component: G protein-coupled receptor heterodimeric complex; membrane. The transcript is spliced from 6 exons. NCBI's taxonomy places the organism in Eukaryota, Metazoa, Chordata, Actinopteri, Beloniformes, Belonidae. Gene Ontology annotation, biological process: G protein-coupled receptor signaling pathway; gamma-aminobutyric acid signaling pathway.
ACCGGAUGGCCCCCCCUGGACGGGUCCCGCGGGUCUUGGUUCUGCUCCUGGUCUCCUGGCUGGCUGUGGGCCCGGCGGCGCCGGCUCUGGUCCGGCACCCUCUGCCGGUGCUGUGGAUGAUGCCGGCGGGGUCCGGGUCUGGGACGGAGAACCGGACCGGGGACCAGGUCUCGGACCAGGUCUCGGGGGUCCGGCUGGCCCUGCAGGACCUGGAGAAGCAGCCGCCGCCGCUGGGGAGCUACGAGCUGCAGCUGCAGCCGCUGGAGACGCAGUGUGACUCCGCCCACGCCCUGAAGCUGCUGUUUGACUCCAUGUGGGCGGGGCCUCGGUACCUGCUGCUGCUGGGGGGGGCGUGUCCGUCCGUCACGGCGCUGAUCGCCCGCGCGCUGCCGGCCCUGCGGCUGGUGCAGGUGUCCCCCGUCCCCCCCCCGUCCAACCGGAGACUCUACAUGAACCAGUUCUUCACGGCUCCGUCAGACCGGGUCCUCAACACGGUCCUGGUCCGGCUGCUGCAGCGCUGGAGGUGGAGCCGGGUGGGGGUGCUGGAGGACGGACCGGGAUUGGCCGAGAUGAAGAGGGACCUGGUCCGGCAGCUGCAGAGGGCCGACGUGGAUCUGGGGGACACGGAGGGGUUUUCUGGGGACCAGGACGUCUGCGGGUCCCUGAGGAGACUGAAGGACCGGGACAUUCGGGUCUUCGUGGCCCUGAUCGAGGACCAGCGGGCCCCGGAGGUCUUCUGCUGCGUAAGUGUCCCUGGUGGCCCCGUCCCGUCCUGGUGGCCCCCGGCGGGCCCCCCUCUCACCGUGUCUCUGUCCCCCCAGGCGUUCCAGCUGGGCCUGUUCGGGCCCCGGUACCAGUGGAUCGUAGCGGGUCGGGGGCCCGAGGCGUGGCCCCUGAACUGGGGGCCCUCGGCCUGCGACACCAGCAGCCUGCUGGAGGCGGUGCAGGGGUCCUUCAGACUGCAGUUCCGGGGCCCCAAGGGCUGA